AUGGAACCAAAGGCUCCCGAAGAAAUCAUAUACGAAAUCUUGGUAAGGUUAGCCGUCAAAUCUCUACUUGAGUGCACGGCAGUAUGCAAGUCAUGGAGUUGUAUGAUCAAAAGCCCUACCUUCAUCCACACCCAUCUGAACAACCGAUUAAUCGAAUCCAACCAUCGAAACAACGACGGAGUUCAACUCCUCCUUCACAAUCCUGAAUUUGAGCUUUACUCAUUGUACAGGGAUGACGACGACCCCCGUGCAUCAUCAUCUACGCUUAGGGAGUAUACCGAUCUUGACAAUCCAUACCAAGUUUACGCCGAACGCACCAGAAGCCGUACCUGGGGAUCCGAGUUUGUCGGAACUUGUAACGGGCUCGUGUGCCUUGCUGCUGAAGACAUUGACUUGACUACAUUAGUUUGGAACCCUAGCAUCAGAAAGUUUGUGGUUUUGCCCAAGUCUGGUGUUACCUUUUGUCAUGGAUAUGGUCGAGAAGCAAGAUGCGCCUUUGGCUACGACAGGCGUGCCAAUGACUAUAAGGUCUUACGAAGAGUGUCUUGUUUUCAAGAAGGCAAAUUUAUCUCAUGUCAAUAUGAGAUUUGGUCGUUAGCCAAGGGCUCUUGGAAGACUCUCAAUACUGGUAAUGAUCGUCAUCAUCAUGAACGUGACAUUGAACAACGGGACUUUGAUGCUGGUCAUCCGCCUGCUUUUGUCAAUGGUGCUCUGCAUUGGGUUCAAGUCAACGUGAACACCGGGAAUAUUUCCGUUGGGUCGUUUGAUAUGUCCGAUGAAGUAUUCAGCAAGAUAACCAUACCACCAGAAGCUGAAACACAAAAAUGUUUCGAUUCUGAUCCACAUUGCGUGGUGUCGAGGUACAGAGAGUCCCUUGCAUUUUUCGAAAGCUCUGAGGAGAGGAGAGAAAGUGUUGGUUGUGGUUGGCUUCUUCACAUGACCAUGUGGGUGAUGAAAGAGUAUGGUGUGGCCAAAUCAUGGGAUAAACUAUUUGCAAUAUGCCUGGAAGGGAGUAUUUGUAGACUGGUUGGUUGUAGAAAAAGUGGUGAUGAAGUUGUGCUCAAACUGAUUGUUGAUAACGUUCAAUAUCGGUCUGUGAACUCUAAGACCAAACAAGUUAAGAAUUUGCAAAUUAAAGGAUCGUGCCGUUACUCGGUCAUGGAUGCUUUUACUGAAAGCCUUGUCUUGCUUGACCAGCCUAAUGUAUUUACAUACUAA
Messenger RNA from Prunus dulcis (almond), 1218 nucleotides. Its product is annotated as F-box/kelch-repeat protein At3g06240-like. NCBI's taxonomy places the organism in Eukaryota, Viridiplantae, Streptophyta, Magnoliopsida, Rosales, Rosaceae. The transcript has a single exon. Bases 1 to 1218 code for a protein of 405 amino acids. Gene Ontology annotation, molecular function: protein binding. The record is from RefSeq and is a predicted model, not a curated record.